Poecilia latipinna (sailfin molly) is the source of this 1523-nucleotide messenger RNA. It is a transcript of the gene chchd6a, whose product is annotated as coiled-coil-helix-coiled-coil-helix domain containing 6a. The record is from RefSeq and is a predicted model, not a curated record. The transcript is spliced from 10 exons. Bases 126 to 1019 code for a protein of 297 amino acids. Gene Ontology annotation, cellular component: MICOS complex; mitochondrion. NCBI's taxonomy places the organism in Eukaryota, Metazoa, Chordata, Actinopteri, Cyprinodontiformes, Poeciliidae.
CAGAAAACUGGCAACCCGUACUACCAUCUGUCACUCAUUCUGUCAUUGGGCAGGACACUGUUUCAUGAUAGCACCAAUAUUCAGCUAGCAGCUAAUAAGUAAGGUAAAAGGGGAAACCAGGAGGCAUGGGCUCGGGGGAGAGUACGACCAGGAAAGUAUCCUUCGGCGUGGAUGAUGAAGACAGAGUCAGGAUUCUCCGCGGGAUAAAGCUGUCAGAGGAUGUUCUCCAGAGGAUGAGAGGAGUGGCUAACAUUCCUCCAGAAUCCUCAUCUUCAGCCACAAGUCCUCAGAAAGAAAAAGGUGCCUCUCGCAGUGCCAGCUCAGCCUCUCAGGCCCCGAGCCCCCCUCACUGGGCCCCGCCCAGCAGCAAGUCUGGGAAGACAUUCGCUAAAGAUGAACAGAGAAGGUAUGAGCUGCAGCAGACGAUACUGAAGGAUAGGCUGGCCAAGAUGGCGGAAAGAGAGAGGGAGGCAGUGAGAGAGGAGCUGGUUAAAACCAUGAGCCGAGAACGACAACAAGCACGAAAGGAAGCAGAGAAGGCCAAAGAAUUGUCUGCAGAUGAAAUGGAGGCCAUGGCUCAGCAGCUCCAGAAGAAAGACUCGCAGCUGAAAGCGCUGGAUGCCUUCUACAAGGAGCAGCUGGCUCAGCUGGAGCAGAGGAAUUUUGAGAGAUUCAAGGAGAGUAAAGAUCAAUUCCACCAAACCGCCUCCGUGACAGAAGCAAGCUUCAGGUCUCGUAACACUGCUCCUGUGUGUCCUGGCCUGCAGGCUCAGAUUUUAUCCUGCUACAAGGACAACAAAGACCAGACCUUAAAGUGUUCAGACUUGGCUAAAGAAUACAUGCAGUGUAUAAAUGCUGCAAAGAAGUCAGUGUUUCACCAUCCCACCCCCUGUGCGUUCUCAGGAAGAACUUUUGUGGAACCCGGACCACCAGCCGGGAUAAGAGAGGGAAGCAGCGGGGCUUUUAGAACCUGCUGGUCAACCAUGGAUGAAGAGCGAGAGAAAGAAGAAGAAAAGUAGUAUUCCAUGGAGACUUUUUCUAGCCACUACGAGUAGCUUUUGGUUUGCUCCUGCUUGGACUAAGAAGAGAAAUGAUUUGCUUUUAGCAUGCCUUGUCCAUAAACUUUUAUUAUGCUAUUUAUCUACAGUAUUAUGUGUUCCAGCACUGCACUGCUCUGCUGCAGGGAAGCUUUAAAAUGACUGCGUGUGUUUGCUUGGUGGUGCAGGGAUUCGUUCAGGGUCACUCCUCCAUCUGCCAAAUCGAGGAGUCAGUUCACGUCCAAACCUCUGCUGCUUCUGAAGUCAUGAAAGGAAGAAGGGAAAAAAAAAUCAGAUAUGUGCGCUGAAUGCAGUGUGUAGGAAUCAUGUUUUGAACUUGAUCUGAGAGAAGAGAUGAUUUUUGCUUUUGAGUUGCAUGGUUUUGUAUUGUUCCAACAACAUGGGAGCACGCUCAGGUAAUCCUGGAAUCAACUUUAACGUGUCAUACGUCUGAGAUGAGCUCAUUAAACCGUUCAUAUCAUUUAA